AUUCGAAAUGACUAUAUAAAGGAAUCCCUGUUUUCUCAACGACUCUCAACUGUAAUUCGAAACAAUGAACAUUCGCGCCUUCAACCAGCCGCCUCUCGGCCAAUCGCUGCCGGUCGCCGACUCUCCAGACCGCCGGCACCACCGCAUCUCCAAUAGAACCUCCCAAAACAUCAAUCCAAACACUUCUCUCGAAGCCGACACUGCCUCAUGGACUUCCUCCAUAGCUCACCACUGUAAAAACGGCCGUUUAUCGAAAGCGAUCUCGCAAUUCAACCGCAUGCGCACAUCCGAAGUCGAGCCUAAUCACAUCACUUUCAUCACUCUCUUCUCCGGCUGCGCCCAUUUCCCAUCCCAGGGUUCCUUGCUCGGGCCUCCCAUCCAUGGCUACGCGCGAAAAAUGGGGUUGGAUAUUGGUGAUGUGAAGGUCGGGACGGCUCUGAUCGACAUGUAUUCAAAGUUUGGGGAAAUUAGAUCGGCGAGAUUGAGUUUUGAUCAUAUGAUUGUGAGGAAUAAGGUAUCUUGGAACACCAUGAUUAACGGUUACAUGAGGAAUGGCCAAUUUUGGGAUGCAGGCAAGCUAUUCGACGAAAUGCCUGAACGAGACGCUGUUUCUUGGACUGUGUUGAUCGAUGGUUUUGUGAAGAAGGGGAAGUUCGAGGAGGCCUUAGGGUGGUUUCAGGAGAUGCAAUUGGCAGGAACAGAUCCUGACUUCGUGACUAUUGUUUCGGUGCUCUCUGCCGUUGCUAAUAUAGGAACGCUCGGAUUGGGGCUUUGGCUGCAUCGAUUUAUUUCGGAUCAACAAUUUAAGGAUAACAUUAGGGUUAACAAUUCAUUGAUCGAUAUGUAUUGUAGGUGCGGAUGCGUUGAAUUCGCGCGUCAAGUGUUCGACAAAAUGCCUGAACGAAGCUUAGUUUCGUGGAACUCGAUAAUUGUAGGCUUAGCGUGUAAUGCAUAUGCAGAGGAAGCUCUGCAAUACUUCCAUCUGAUGCAGAAAUCAGGGCUUAAACCCGAUGGCGUGAGCUUCACCGGAGCACUCACCGCCUGCAGCCACGCCGGCCUAGUCGAGGAGGGGCUAAAGCUCUUUGAAAAUAUGGCACGAGCUCACAAAAUUACUCCAAGAAUCGAGCACUACGGAUGUGUUGUGGAUCUCUACAGUCGGGCCGGGAGGCUGAGAGAGGCUAUGCGGGUGGUGGAGAGGAUGCCGAUGAAGCCAAACGAGGUUGUGUUCGGCUCUCUGCUUGCGGCGUGCAGGACUUUUGGUGAGAUUGGUUUGGCUGAGACUGUGAUGGAUCGUAUCCACGACAUGGAUCCGAACGGACACUUCAACUACGUGCUGCUGGCGAACAUCUAUGCUUCCACAGGGAGCUGGGGCGGGGCGGGCAAGGUGAGGAGGAAGAUGAAGGAUCGUGGGCUGCAGAAGCAGCCCGGGGUCAGUUUGAUCGAGAUUGAUUGCACCAUUCACGAGUUCGUGGCUGCGGAUAGGUCACAUGCGGAUGCAGAGAAUAUCUUUGCGAUGCUGCAGCAUUUGUCAAAUGAGAUUCGGAUGAAUGUGAGUUCUUGCCAAUUUGACUUCUUGGAAGAUUUUCAUUAAAACAGAAAUUCAGUUAUAUAUAAACAUAGAUUGGUUUGCACAAA
Salvia miltiorrhiza (redroot sage) is the source of this 1635-nucleotide messenger RNA. RefSeq names its product pentatricopeptide repeat-containing protein At1g05750, chloroplastic-like. Gene Ontology annotation, biological process: RNA modification. The record is from RefSeq and is a predicted model, not a curated record. Lineage: Eukaryota; Viridiplantae; Streptophyta; Magnoliopsida; Lamiales; Lamiaceae. Gene Ontology annotation, molecular function: protein binding; RNA binding.